UUUGUCACCUACACCCACCCACACCGCACUCAGCCAGCUAACGCUUUUGCUUCUGCAAAAGUGACGACCUCAUAUAAAGGCAGCAAGAGAAGUCUUGAGCUAUUGAAAUCGGUAUGAAAAACUACUUCAUAGAAUCUGAACACUCUCAAGGUCGUAAAGAGAACGUAUCUCGGGCUCGAAAAAUGGCUCAGAACUACCUUCAAAUGCCGGAACGUGGGCUUGAGCAUGGUAGCACUGCUCUGAGCUCGCUCGGCUGCAUCCUCCACCUUCCGAACCAAAUCACCCCAAAGGGAAAUAAGGAAAGAGAGGAAGGAUACAUUUUAUCUCAAAGGUGGACUCGGCGUUCCUCUUUAUGGAAUCUUAUUACUGACUCGUGUUUGUAAGAGUCGGCACCCUUCUGCAUCGGCUUUCUCGCUGUGGCUAAACUCGCUCGCGGCAUAUUACACUUCUCGAAUUUGUUGAUUGUUAUAAGGAUCUGGCCUUGCCAUUCAUGGGCAUGAGGUAGAUAUCAAUCUGUGAUUUCGGGGGAUCAUUUAUCAACAUUUAUUGCAACCUGAACUUCGAUUUUAGACUCUCUGGAUUUCCAUGAGA
Molecule: messenger RNA, 591 nt
Organism: Marasmius oreades (fairy-ring Marasmius)
Lineage: Eukaryota; Fungi; Basidiomycota; Agaricomycetes; Agaricales; Marasmiaceae
Exons: 3
Coding region: 114-383 (89 amino acids)
Source: RefSeq, a predicted model, not a curated record